GUCCGCGCCAGUCGCUCUCUGGCGGCAGCGCGGGCAAGUCGGCGGGCGGACGCGGACCGCGGCACGCGACCCCAGCACCCACUGCGGCACGGCCGGCGCUAACACAGGCACCGAAGCGCGGGCGCGCUCCGCGACUGCGACAGGGCGGUCGACACGCGUUGGACGGAACCGUAUCGAUCGCAGGUGCCGGCGUGCUCGAUUCUGCAUUUGUUUACAUUGAGGAUACAGCCGGUGUGAAGGCUCACGAUAAGACUGGUGUUUUAAAGUGUCAUUAAGCGUUUUUCAUUUGACCCUGCGUCUUGCGCAGUUGUGUUUGCUAACGACCUUCACUCUGAGAAGUAAUGUUUUUGUGCUAAUUUAGGCUACCAGUUCCCGCAAAAUCGCCGUUCACCUGAGAGUGAUUGGCGACGUACCAGUAGGAAAGGAAAUUAGCUGGUGCUGUAGAGCUGUGUUGUCUUUCCGAGUUCUUGUUGUCGUUCCGAGACGAGAUCAGCCGGGCGGAAGUGAUCUGCGCAAGAGGCGGUGACCGGAACAUGAAGCUGUGCGCUGUCGGCGCCUGAGAUGCAGCCACAGCAGAGCACGUCCAACAUGAGGAACAGCCACCACCACAACCACAACCACCACCAUGCCAACGGACAUCUCAAGACCAACGGACACAUCCCGAAUGGCGGUGCAGCGGCCAACCGGCUCUGGACGAACGGAUACGUGUCUCGACCCGACGACAAGCAGUCGACGCUCUCGAGGUACUGGACGGCGGAGCGGCCGCGCGCCGGCUCGUCGGGCAGCCACAGCUACGCGGCGGCGCGCAGGGCGUGCCGGGAGCGCGGCGUGCUCUUCGAAGACGCCGACUUCCCGGCCACGGCGCGCUCCAUCUCGCCCAGCAAGAAGACCGCGCCGCACCCCAUCGUCUGGCUGCGGCCCACGGAGAUGUGCCAGCGGCCGCGCUUCGUGAGCGACGCGGAGGCGGGCGACGGCGGGCGGCUGCGCGUGGAGGCGGGAGAGCGCGGCGACCCUCCGCUGCUGGCCGCCGUGGCCGCGCUCUCGCUGACGCCGCGCCUGCUGCAGCGCGUCGCGCCCCACGACCAGGGCUUCGACGCCGCCAGCGGAUACUGCGGCCUCUUCAGGUUCCGGCUGUGGCACUUCGGCGAGUGGCGCGAGGUGCUGGUGGACGACCGCCUGCCCACGUUCCGCGGCCGGCUGGUCUUCAUGCACUCCUCCAACCCCACCGAGUUCUGGGCCGCGCUCCUCGAGAAGGCCUACGCCAAGCUGUACGGCAGCUACGAGAGCCUGCAGCAGGGCAGCGCGACGCGGGCGCUGCAGGACCUGACGGGCGGCAUCGUGCAGAGCUUCGCGCUCUGCUCGCAGGACCGCUACCUCACCUUCCAGGUGCUCAACAGCGCCGUGCCGCGCUCCAGCCUGCUCGUCGCCAGCAUCAACCCCGAGAAGGAGAGCCGGCGGCAGCUGCGGCUGCGCAACGGGCUGGUGACGCAGCACGCGUACAGCGUGACGGGGCUGGCGCGCGUGCGCGGGCCGCUGGGCGAGACGCCGCUGGUGCGCCUGCGCAACCCGUGGGGGCGCGGCGAGUGGACGGGGCCCUGGAGCGAGCGCUCCUGGGAGUGGGACGGCCUCUCCGAGCGCGACAAGGAGCUGCUCUCCGUGCGCGUGCGCAACGACGGCGAGUUCUGGAUGUCGUUCGAGGACUUCGCGCGGCACUUCACGCACCUGGACCUGGUGCACAUCGGGCCGGACGACUGGAUGAGCGAGCCGGCGCUGCACUCGAAGCAGCCGUGGCGGGCCGUGCUGGCGCGCAGGCGCUGGCGGCCCGGGUACAACGCCGGCGGCGGGCCGCACUUCGCCGAGACGACGGCGACGAACCCGCAGUUCCACGUGCAAAUCCCGCGCACGUCGGCCAGCAAGUGCCACGUGGUGGUGUCGGUGACGCAGGCGUACGAGACGCAGCCGCCGGACGGCAAGAAGCGGCGGCCGCUGUACGCCAUCGGCUUCGCCGUCUACGAGGUGCCGCCCGCCACCGCCCGCCUCACGCAGCACUUCGUCGCCGAGCACAAGCCGCUGGACGUGACGAACCACUCGGUGGCGCGUGAGGUGGUGACGUUCUUCACGCUGCCUCCAGGAGACUACAUCGUCGUCCCACAGACCAACGUGCCCAACUGCGACGGCAAGUUUCUCCUCAGGAUAUUCACCGACGAGCAGAGCAACAUCUGGGAAGUGAAUGAUGACAAUAUGGUGUUCCGGAACAUAUCAACAGAAUUCCUUGAUGAUGCAGUAGUGCUGCCUGAUGGUAAGAAUAUGGUGUCAAAGCUGUUGCUUAAGUAUCCUCCUGAAGUAGAUGCUUCACAGUUACAGAAAAUUUUGAAAUCCCACUGGAAAGCUUACUUGUCAGAAAAACCUAGUCUGGAAUUGUGUAAAAGCUUAAUCAUGUUAAGAGAUUCUAAUAUUAGUGGACGUAUUAAUCUCCUGGAUAUACCUGUGCUGAUGCACAUGUUACAAUUCUGGAGGAUAGCUUUCCAGAAGUUUGACAAGAGUCACAAUAGUAAGACUAGCAGUUAUAACCUGAGGCCCCUUUUGUGGGAAGCUGGAAGCACUGCAAGUAAUAAAGUGCUUGAAUGUCUUGUGCUGAGAUUUGCCAAAAAUAGGGUACUGACAUCAGAAUGCUUUAUUAUGGCAAUGGUUCGGCUCCAUCUUGCACAUGAAAGGUAUCACAGCUUAGAUACAAAAAUGAAGGGCAAUCCAAUUUCGCUGGAAGAGAUGAUACUGAUGACAAUCUACUCUUGACACUAGUGACAUCAGAUGCGAUAAUCAAAACAGUAUACCAAUUAUAGCCAUUAAACCAAAGAAAAUGUAAAGUAUUGUCAAAAUUAUGUAAUAUAUUGAAUACAUUGUUGAUGUAAAUACCAUGUAAAUUACAAUUAAAUUAUAUAAUAAUUUUAUUUUGCAAAAUAGUAUAUUUUUAUAGCUCUUCUUCAUCUGAGAAAGUAUCUGUACCUAGUCAACAAAAAGCAUGUACAAAUUAUUUGUUGAGAAGAUCUAGUUACUAUUAAUUCAGUCAAACUGUUGCAGUAUGCCUAAAACAUUUAGAUACUGGAAAUACAUCUUCUUUAGAGCUACAUUAACACAUCAGAUAAUUAUACAAAGAGGGUAAUAAAACCCAUGCGUGUAUUUUUUCAUCUCUGUUUUUUUUUUUUUUUUUUUUUUUUU
Messenger RNA from Schistocerca gregaria, 3216 nucleotides. RefSeq names its product calpain-9-like. Gene Ontology annotation, biological process: proteolysis. Gene Ontology annotation, molecular function: calcium-dependent cysteine-type endopeptidase activity. NCBI's taxonomy places the organism in Eukaryota, Metazoa, Arthropoda, Insecta, Orthoptera, Acrididae. Bases 562 to 2793 code for a protein of 743 amino acids. Gene Ontology annotation, cellular component: cytoplasm. The transcript has 16 exons. The record is from RefSeq and is a predicted model, not a curated record.